This is a messenger RNA of Drosophila arizonae, 2016 nucleotides long. It is a transcript of the gene IntS11, whose product is annotated as integrator complex subunit 11. The record is from RefSeq and is a predicted model, not a curated record. Gene Ontology annotation, cellular component: nucleus. Gene Ontology annotation, biological process: snRNA processing. NCBI's taxonomy places the organism in Eukaryota, Metazoa, Arthropoda, Insecta, Diptera, Drosophilidae. Gene Ontology annotation, molecular function: RNA endonuclease activity.
AUCACCAAUCGAGGAAAACAGAUGGCCGGUGGCGUUAACAAAAUCUCCAUUGCAUUAGAAUUUUUCGAGUACUCGCACACACAAUGCCGGAUAUUAAAAUAACACCAUUAGGCGCCGGUCAGGAUGUAGGCCGCAGCUGUCUACUACUGUCAAUGGGCGGUAAAAACAUAAUGCUUGACUGCGGCAUGCAUAUGGGCUACAAUGAUGAAAGACGCUUCCCAGACUUUUCAUACAUUGUGCCCGAAGGACCAAUUACCAGUCACAUUGAUUGCGUGAUCAUAUCACACUUUCAUCUUGAUCACUGUGGCGCUCUGCCCUAUAUGUCGGAGAUAGUGGGCUACACUGGUCCCAUAUACAUGACUCAUCCGACCAAGGCUAUUGCACCCAUUCUACUGGAAGAUAUGCGAAAAGUGGCUGUUGAACGCAAAGGCGAAUCGAAUUUCUUUACAACACAAAUGAUCAAAGAUUGCAUGAAGAAGGUAAUACCCGUCACAUUACAUCAGAGCAUGAUGGUGGACACAGAUCUAGAGAUUAAGGCCUACUAUGCAGGCCAUGUGCUUGGCGCCGCAAUGUUUUGGAUCAAAGUUGGCUCCCAAAGUGUUGUCUAUACCGGCGAUUACAAUAUGACUCCGGAUCGGCACUUAGGCGCGGCCUGGAUUGACAAAUGCCGACCGGAUUUGCUUAUAACGGAGAGCACAUACGCCACAACAAUACGAGAUUCCAAACGCUGUAGGGAACGAGAUUUCCUUAAAAAAGUACACGAAUGCGUUUUAAAAGGAGGAAAAGUCUUGAUACCAGUCUUUGCAUUGGGACGAGCGCAGGAGCUUUGCAUUCUGCUAGAAACAUAUUGGGAACGCAUGAAUCUGAAAUAUCCCAUCUAUUUUGCACUGGGUCUCACUGAGAAGGCGAAUACAUACUACAAAAUGUUCAUCACUUGGACGAAUCAAAAGAUCCGCAAAACGUUUGUACACCGAAAUAUGUUUGAUUUCAAACACAUAAAGCCCUUCGACAAGGCAUACAUUGAUAAUCCAGGUGCAAUGGUUGUCUUUGCCACCCCAGGCAUGUUGCACGCCGGUCUCUCGUUACAAAUCUUUAAGAAAUGGGCACCGAAUGAGAACAAUAUGGUCAUAAUGCCCGGCUACUGUGUGCAGGGCACAGUGGGCAACAAGAUUCUAGGUGGUGCCAAAAAAGUCGAAUGCGAGAAUCGUCAGAUCAUAGAGGUCAAAAUGGCCGUGGAGUACAUGAGCUUUUCGGCUCAUGCCGAUGCCAAGGGUAUAAUGCAGCUCAUCCAGAACUGUGAGCCCAAACACGUAAUGCUUGUCCACGGCGAAGCUGAGAAGAUGAAAUUCCUGCGAGCCAAAAUUCGAGACGAGUUUAAUUUGGAAACAUAUAUGCCAGCCAAUGGUGAGACCUGUGUAAUCUCUACGCCCGUCAAAAUACCCGUGGAUGCCUCGAUUUCGUUGCUGAAGGCGGAGGCCCGCACCUACAAUGCUCAGCCACCGGAUCCAAAGCGUCGUCGCCUCAUACACGGCGUCCUGGUGAUGAAAGACAAUCGCAUUAUGCUACAAAAUCUGACUGAUGCCCUCAAAGAGAUUGGCAUUAAUAGACAUGUGAUGCGUUUCACAUCAAAGGUCAAAAUGGAUGAUCCAGGACCAAAGUUGCGCACCAGCGAGAAGCUGAAAACGCUGUUGGAAGAGAAGCUGAUUGGCUGGAACGUAAUGCUACAGGAGAGCGGCAUUAUAACCGUAGAGACCGUUGAGAUCAAUGUGGAGGAGGACGAAAAAGAUCCCAAGCAAAAGACUAUACUAAUUACUUGGACUAACCAGGAUGAAGACAUUGGCGCUUACAUAUUGAAUGUUCUGCAGAAUAUGUGCUAAAAUUAGUUAAGGAACAAAACGGCCAGUCUAAUCAGAUUUCUGAUCGAGCCUUAACGUGUUCAGCACGAUUCCAUAGCUUUUAAGCAACAAGUUAAUUGUAAUUGUGGUUUUUGAAGUUAUCUAAAAUACAUUUAACACC